Colias croceus (clouded yellow) is the source of this 1463-nucleotide messenger RNA. Its product is annotated as zwei Ig domain protein zig-8-like. NCBI's taxonomy places the organism in Eukaryota, Metazoa, Arthropoda, Insecta, Lepidoptera, Pieridae. The record is from RefSeq and is a predicted model, not a curated record. Gene Ontology annotation, cellular component: neuron projection membrane. Gene Ontology annotation, biological process: synapse organization. Bases 250 to 1149 code for a protein of 299 amino acids. The transcript has 8 exons.
AUGACCGAUCGUCCCGUUGUCUAUGGAUUUUGCACACGUCUUACGGAAUAAUAACUUCGCACAAGUUUCUGUGAGCGUAAGGGACAUUGAUAAGGGUUCUAGUGACUUGUGUUUUAAUUUUUGAAGUGUGUAUGUGAUGUGGAUGAGUGAUUGUUUGUGAUUUAUGCCCGAUAAAUAGUUUUUACGUGGAUGAUUAUCAGACAAUGCAUCGAACGCAGUUAUAUAUCGAAUGGAUGAGACGGGGCUAGCAUGGCGCUGGUAAAGAGAGAGAUGCCCGCUCACGUCAUCAGCCGCCUCAAGAUUAGUGUCCUCAUCAUCAUUGUGACGCUCCUGGGACUUAAUAAAAGCCAAGGAACAGCACAUUAUGGAGAAGACAGCGUGGGCUCCUUUCCAUACUUUGAAUACAACGUGCCUAGGAAUGUUACCACAGUGGUCGGUCAGACCGCCUUUCUGCAUUGCAGGGUUGAGCAGUUAGGGGAUAAAGCUGUAUCCUGGAUAAGAAAGAGGGAUUUACAUAUUUUAACAGCGGGCAUACUGACAUACACUUCGGAUCAAAGGUUUCAAGUAAUCAGACCAGACAAGUCAGAAAAUUGGACGCUCCAAAUCAAGUUUCCACAAGAACGGGACGCGGGUAUUUAUGAGUGUCAAGUCAAUACCGAACCGAAGAUGUCGCUAGCAUUCCAAUUGAAUGUAGUAGAAGCCAAGGCGCAUAUCCCGGGUCCGGCCGACCUGUACGUCAAGACUGGGAGCUCGUUGUCAUUGACUUGCAUUUUGAGUCAGGGUCCACACGAUCUUGGUACCAUAUUUUGGUAUAAGGGAUCAAAAUUAAUAGAAUAUAAGGAAGUGGAGGCGAAUGAAAUAGUGGAGCAGCCGCGGAUCAAACUGAAAACAGAAUGGACUGAGCUGCUGACUUCAAGGCUGACUAUCAGCAAAUUGCUGCCAACAGACAGCGGGAAUUACAGCUGUGUACCAACCAUGGCUGAAGCCGCGUCUGUUAAUGUACAUGUUAUAAAUGGCGAGCACCCAGCCGCGAUGCAGCACGGCAACGCAAACACAGCAUCACCCUGUGCGCUGUCUGUCAACCUCCUUAUAUCUUUAUACUGCACUCUAGCUACCUUAUACACCAGCACCGUCGACGGGUUCAGAUGAAAGUAACAAGACAUCUUCGUACGAAGAAAAUGGAUUAAAAAAUAGUUCUAAGUAAUGUAAAAAUGUAUCUAAUUUCAUCGUUUUAAAGUACAUUUUUGUAUGGUUUUAGUUUGUGAAAAUACUUCUUUCGAAGUGAGAGCAUUGACCACGUUAUAUGAUAAUGUAUUGAUAAUAAUGUUAGAUUGUGGGAGAGUGGCAAUGAUUAGUUUAAUAGUAAAGUUUUACUGUAUUGGCUUAUAUAAUUAUGUUCACCUCUUUUGUACUACACAUUGUUCUUAUAUAACUAUGUUCACCUCUUUUGAACGACACACUAU